This is a messenger RNA of Spea bombifrons (plains spadefoot toad), 2262 nucleotides long. It is a transcript of the gene PLEKHA2, whose product is annotated as pleckstrin homology domain containing A2. Gene Ontology annotation, cellular component: cytoplasm; membrane. Lineage: Eukaryota; Metazoa; Chordata; Amphibia; Anura; Pelobatidae. The coding region runs from base 456 to 1679 and encodes 407 amino acids. Gene Ontology annotation, molecular function: PDZ domain binding. The record is from RefSeq and is a predicted model, not a curated record. The transcript has 12 exons.
GAUCCUGCCCACAUGUGUUGUAUGUGUGUGUCUUUUGUGUCUGCGGAGGGGUGUGUUUGAGGCGUGCCUGCUUUUGGAGAUUGUCAGGGGAAAGCAUAGAGAAUAGGAAUCUCACAAACAAUUACAAGGAGAAGAUUUUAUCUCUGGGGAGAUCAAAGAAGAAGUUCAAGUGCAAGAGAAUCUAGACAGAGAGCCUCCAGUGGGUCGGGAGACGUAUCUCCUCUAUAACAGAAUAGUUUACUCCUCGAAGAAGGGAUCGCUGUCUGGCUCCAUCCCUGGAAAUAUUGUUCAUAAUUGAAAAUAUUAUUUUACAUUAAAGACCAGGGAAUACCCCACCAAAUCAGCAUAUAGGAUAAGCAAUGAAACACGGUCUGUACAGAACUGGAGAUGUCUACAUGGGGGGAUCACUUUAGGACCAAGGCAAAUUUUAAGGGUGAUGCGUGGAAGGCGUAGGAAUGCCUUAUGUUGAUCGACAAAACCGCACCUGUGGUUUUCUGGACAUUGAAGAUGGACAGAGUGGAAGAUCUCUGCGGAGGUAUUUUAUUCUGGAUACCCAGGCGAAUUACCUUCUGUGGUACAUGGACAAUCCCCAGAAUCUGCCCAAUGGAACCGGAGCAGUUGGGUCUCUGAAAUUGACAUAUAUCUCAAAGGUUGGUAUAGCUUCUGUGAAGCAAAAACCAAAGGCAACAUAUUGCUUCGUUAUCAAUGCUCUGUCACAGCGAUAUUUCCUACAAGCCAGUGAUCCGAAGGACCUUCAAGGGUGGGUGGAUGCCCUGAACUCAGCAAGCAAAAUAACAGUGCCGAGGCCAGGCACCGCUCCUCCACCUGAAACAGGAUCAACAGCUCUCCAAGAAAAUAAGACACAGACUGCGUAUAAGACGGAAAUUAUUGCGGGUGUUGUUGUGCAGACACCUAUAAACCAGAAUGGAGGUGACCUUCCGGAUGUAAGUCAGAGUGGCCUCCAAACACAUCCCACCCUCCGGCGCACUCAGAGUCACGUUCCGCUGCCUGCCAAUAAAGCUUUGCCAACGCGGUCAAUACUGAAGAGCGGAUACUGUGUCAAACAGGGAAACAUGAGGAAAAAUUGGAAACGAAGAUAUUUUAUCUUGGAUGCGUUUUCAAUCAGCUACUUCAAGUGCGAGAAGGACCGAGAACCCCUCCGUUGUAUAUUUCUUAGAGAUAUUUUGAAGACGCAUGAGUGUCUUGUCAAGUCUGGGGAUCUGUUGAUGAGAGAUAACCUGUUUGAAAUCAUCACAGCCCCGAGGACCUUUUACAUUCAGGCUGACAGUCCACAGGAAAUGCACAGCUGGAUAAAGGCAAUCAUCGCCGCCAUUCAGACGCUGAGGAUGCGCUGCAGGGAGCUGGCGUUUGGGCGGACAAUGUCUUUAAAUCGUGCAUUCGUUCCAGCUUCCCCUGCCUCCUCCGCCCAUUCCGAAGUCAAGCGUCACCUGGUGAAAACUUCUUCCGUGAAGUCUCCCUCUGUGAAGUCGUCGUGGCAGCCCUGGACACCCAUCCCAAAAUGUGAAACCGAGGGGUCUGGAGAAGUGACUUGGGAGGGCACCAAGGAGUUUAAUGAGGCAGGAGGACGAGCGAGACACGUGUCUGAACCCCAAAGGGUAUUAGACAAACCGUUCCCGUUCAGUCUAGACGAUGCAAGCAUGCGCACUUCAGAUGUUUAAACAAUAUUUUUUUUGUAUAAAACUAGAAGAUAUCCUUCAUGUAUAAGGACUUACCAUCUAUAUAGAGUUAUUUGACCCCGGCAGUGUGUAUAGAUACCCCCACAUUACGUUGGACCAAGCAACAUUUUGCUACACAUCCUUAUAACUUUUGUAAACGUUGAUAGUUGUUUAAUAUUACGUUCCAGAAGUGUGAUAAUGUAACAAUAUGAACUCGUCAUUCAUUGUGCUGGCCUUAAUUAAGGGUUCGACAAACCCCAAGAGCCGGGUCGACUAGGAUUGGCAUCCUUUCAGCUAGUUUCAGCUCCUGGAUCUAUGCCAGGUUCUUGCUUCCUAUGCGCAGCCGAUCAGUGGGAACUCAGCAGGGUCUGGCAACCCCCCCAGUAGUAAUGCAGCCGGUCAUGGCGUCUGCAUUACACGGUUGUCUUCUGCGUGUGCCCUGAAGAUAUCAAGCCCUGCUUUAAUAUAAUAUACUGUUUUCCUUGCAUUUGGUUUAACUGUGAAAAUCUCUAACUGCUUUACGGUUUUAUUUGUUUUAUGUGUGUGAAUAACUGAAUAAUAUACGAUAAACAGCUGCUGCUCUGUA